Messenger RNA from Drosophila serrata, 1333 nucleotides. RefSeq names its product Histone H1 variant BigH1 (gene BigH1). The record is from RefSeq and is a predicted model, not a curated record. NCBI's taxonomy places the organism in Eukaryota, Metazoa, Arthropoda, Insecta, Diptera, Drosophilidae. Gene Ontology annotation, biological process: nucleosome assembly. Gene Ontology annotation, cellular component: nucleosome. Gene Ontology annotation, molecular function: structural constituent of chromatin; DNA binding.
AAGUCUUCAGUGUCUGCAGUAAAGUUGUGUUUUAUCAUUUUCGUAUUCAUUACAUUUUCUUGGUGUUUUUAAGUAUUUAGUUUAUUUUUGUGCAAGUUAUAAUUUAAUUUAAAACUAAAAUGAAGCCAAUUAAAAGUCCUAAUUUUGAAAAUGAGAUGUCUGAGGAUGAAGAAGCUGCAUCCCCACCAGCUUCCGAUGAAGAUGAGGAGCUGGGAGAAGAAGAGGAGGAAGAGGAGGAGGAAGACGAAGAGGAGGCGGAGGACAAGGAGAUGCAGGCUGAUGAAAAUUCCGCAUCCGAAGAUUCCCUUGAUGAAAAUAAACCAUCUGAUCGGCAUCCUUAUCCCACUCCUCCGCCCGAUGAAGAUGCCAAAAUGGCGCCACUCGAUCUUCUGGCCAAAUCCAAGGCAAAUAUUAAAUCCGAGAUUGGGAAAAAGAAAGUACCCUUUAUCACCUUGGCCAUAAUGGCCAUUGAAAAGCUUAAGGAACGUUCCGGAUCAUCGGUAAUGGCCAUUAUGAAGUAUCUCAAGGAAAAUGGUCAUUCAUGGGAGGAUGAGAAACGUCAAGUUCGGAAUAUGAACAGAGCCCUCAAAUUGGGUGUGAUCAAUGGUCAGUUGCAGAUGGUAAAACGAUCCUUUAAACUAACAGAAGCCUCCAAGAAGGCCAGCAUGGCCGUGGAGAAAAUGAAGGCCAAAAAGGCCAAGCAAUUGGCCAAGGAGAAGGAAAAGGAAAAGCUAAAGAAGGCCAAGGCCCAGGAGAAGCAAAAGGAGAAGGCCAUGAAAAAGGCGACCAAAAAGGCUGAAAAAGGUGAGACAAAAGCGGCCACCAAAAAGGAGAAGCCAGGCAAGGCAUCCGAAAGGAAAACCAAUCAGGCCACAAAAAAGAAGAAGGCCGAGGAAGUGACCAAAGAUGUGCCACCAAAGGCUAAGACUGCCGCCUCAGUGGCCGCCAGAGCUUUAUUGGAUACUCCAACUCAAGAUGAAAUGCCAGCAAAAAAGCCGGCCAAAACCAAGGCCAAGAUCAACACUUCCGAGGCGGGAAAAGCCAAGAAGCCACGUAAAUCCAUUGGAACCCUGGCUCAAACCAAGGCCUCUAUGCCAAAUGUGAAGGCGGUCAAGAAAUUGGUGGCUGCCAAAUCUGUGGCCAUGUUAGAUGAUAUUGGGGAAUUGUCAGAGGCCCAAGCCUCAUCCACGCCUCAAGCAAAGGCAAAGCGCAAGCGCAAAGUUUGAUUUAAUUAUUUGAAAAUUGAUUUCAUUUAUUUAUGUAUAUUUAUUUUAUGUCUAUUUAUGUACAAUUUUAAGUUAAAUAAGUUAUAAUACAAGAAAAUGCUGCUUAA